This is a messenger RNA of Brienomyrus brachyistius, 1955 nucleotides long. RefSeq names its product MAP kinase-activated protein kinase 2-like. The transcript is spliced from 5 exons. Gene Ontology annotation, cellular component: cytoplasm; nucleus. Gene Ontology annotation, molecular function: mitogen-activated protein kinase binding; calcium/calmodulin-dependent protein kinase activity; ATP binding. The record is from RefSeq and is a predicted model, not a curated record. NCBI's taxonomy places the organism in Eukaryota, Metazoa, Chordata, Actinopteri, Osteoglossiformes, Mormyridae. Gene Ontology annotation, biological process: peptidyl-serine phosphorylation; intracellular signal transduction; toll-like receptor signaling pathway. Bases 747 to 1613 code for a protein of 288 amino acids.
ACGAAAGCAGAGAAAAUCCGUCUUAGAAGAAGCGGGCUGCUGACCUUCUCCUAUAAAGGGCUGAUUGCUUUCAGUAUCAGUGAAAUUGCGAUUCGUUAGAGAAUAAAUGACACUGCACUUUUAUUUUUAAAUGAAGCUGCUCUGUAAGGUAUAUCAAUGUAAUUAUACUGUUAAAAUUGGUUAACUGGUUCCUAGCAGUGAUAAGAAUAUUAGUAACAACAAAAUAGUAUUAAGAGUAAUAAUAGUAAUUUAGAAGAAGAAAAAGAAGAAGAACAUUAAAUACUGUUUUUUGAAGAAUGGUACCAUACUGUGGUACUAUUUUGUAAGUAUAGUAGAUUUUUAAUUUGAGUUCUUAUUUGUGUAAACCGAGGGCGUGCUAUUAAAUAUUUUUUUGCCUAAUUAAUGUCAUCAUUAUGAAAAAUUAUACAUCUUUUAAUUAUUUUAUAGUUUUGCCCUUGUCUUGUGGCAAGGCAAUACAAAAAUAGCAAAGGGAUUUAAGUGUCGCACAAACUUUAGAGAACAAUUCUGAAAAGCAAAAUUAGGAAAUAAAAGAAAUCCGUAUUGAGUUACUGCGCAGCGGUGCCAUCCCAAGCAGAACAGACUGACCUAGAGACAGAAACAUCUCACAGCUGCUGCCGGAAUUGUGGCGCUUCUGGAGGCUGCGAUUUCGGGACACCUGACAUAUAUUUUUUCCCGGAGGGGGGUUCUCGCUUCCUUUCCGUUUCCUUUACCGCUAAACGUUGAACAUGUUACACAAUGGCAACGGGCAGGAGGAAAAGCCGGAGCCAGAGACUAAGCCCGAAAAUGAAGCGGAGGAGCCGACCCGGAGUAGCACGUUCAGCCCGGACAGCGGCGACGGGCAGCCGGGGCUCUCGGUGCCCGUUUAUCCUACGCUGGAAAUAAAGCGCAAUACAAUAACGGACGAUUUCAAGAUAUCCAGUCAGGUCUUAGGGCUGGGAAUCAACGGGAGAGUGUUGCAGUGCUGCAACAGGAAGACAGGAGAAAAGUGCGCUUUAAAGAUCCUCUACGACACCCCCAAGUCCCGGCGGGAGGUGGAGCUGCACUGGCGAGCAUCAUGGGGGCCCCACGUCGUGCGGAUCCUCACCCUCUAUGAAAACAUGUACCGUGGGAAGAAGUGUCUGCUCAUUAUCAUGGAGUGCAUGGAAGGUGGAGAGCUCUUUAGCCAGAUUCAGGCGCGGGGAGACCAGGCCUUCACUGAGAGAGAGGCCUCGAAUAUCAUGCGCGACAUCGGGACGGCCAUCGAGCACCUGCACUGCAUAAACAUCGCUCACAGGGACGUCAAGCCAGAGAACCUGCUGUACACUACCAAGGAAACCAAUCGCGUCUUGAAGCUGACCGACUUUGGCUUUGCUAAGGAGACCACGCUGCAGAACUCCUUACUGACUCCCUGCUACACUCCCUAUUAUGUUGGUCUGUAUACCAUGUUGGUUUGUGAACUACAGGCGAUAGCGGAAUCAGGGCAAUCCAGGGGUCUGAAAGAGAGCGACAGGGGAAGUUCAGCUCAGAGUACAGGAGUGUCAAGCCCAGUUUUUCAGCAAGAAGCUCGGAACACGUUACAAGUAUGGAUUUCAUUGUUAGGAAAAGGGGCUUGAGGCAGGACUAAAAUAAAGUGGUAUUUAAUGAACGAGCUAAGCUAAGCUAAGACAGCUCAGUGUCGCAAUACCUAAAUUAAAACCAACAAACAAUUUAAAAGCAAAAUUCAAAACAAACAUACCCCGAAACAACAUAGGAACAUCUGUUCUCAACUGAUCAUUUCACCUGCCUCUCUGCAUUACUGCAAUAAAUACAAUUAUGUGAAUUAUGCAAAUAUAUCUAUGAGUAUUCAUAAUUUUGUAUCUUUGUUGACGGAAGAAACGUUUUAGAUGACAAGCUGUUUAAACAAGAUAUAUUUUUGCCACAUCAUUAGGAGAAGCAUCGUUUUUCUAACAAAGAUU